Messenger RNA from Sceloporus undulatus (fence lizard), 2434 nucleotides. RefSeq names its product alkB homolog 4, lysine demethylase (gene ALKBH4). NCBI's taxonomy places the organism in Eukaryota, Metazoa, Chordata, Lepidosauria, Squamata, Phrynosomatidae. The coding region runs from base 48 to 1004 and encodes 318 amino acids. Gene Ontology annotation, molecular function: demethylase activity; actin binding; oxidoreductase activity. Gene Ontology annotation, biological process: actomyosin structure organization; protein demethylation; oxidative demethylation. The transcript is spliced from 3 exons. Gene Ontology annotation, cellular component: midbody; contractile ring. The record is from RefSeq and is a predicted model, not a curated record.
CCGUCCGUGGGAGCAAGAGCUGCCGGGGAAGGAGGGAAGGAGGGAGGAUGGAGAAGGGGGACUCCGAGGGCGGCUGCGGCUGCAAAGGGAUCCGCCGCUGCCUCCGCUGCGAGGCCGCCCCGCCUCCCGAGAAAGCCGCAAACUUCACUUACUGCCCGAGGACUGGCUUUGCUUUGGGGGAGAAGCAUUCGGCAUUCGCAGGCUGGGCUUUUCCGUUUCCCGGAGUGUGUUUGCUGGAAGACUUUGUCAGCGCAGAGGAAGAAGACAAAAUGGUUGCGCUCAUGGACCAGGACCCUUGGAAGCCAUCGCAGUCGGGCCGACGGAAGCAGGACUACGGCCCGAAAGUGAAUUUCAAGAAGCGCAAGUUAAAAGCCGACGGUUUUGCUGGGUUGCCCAGCUUCAGCCGGGAGAUCGUCAAACGGAUGGGCGAUUUCUCCGUCCUCGAGGGCUUCUCUCCUGUGGAGCAGUGCAACUUGGAUUAUGGGCCCGAGAGGGGAUCUGCUAUCGACCCACAUUGGGACGACUGGUGGCUCUGGGGUGAGCGCCUGGUCAGCUUAAACUUGCUUUCGGCGACCGUGCUUUCCAUGUCUUGCGACUUAGACGACCCCCUCCAGUUAUUUCCUGACCAUCUCCGACAGAGUGAGCAAACACCCAGCUCUGGAUCCCUUGACACCUUUCAGGUUCCUCGGCACCAAACACCUUCUCCGGCUGAAGAAUUUGGCAGCACCACAAAGCGGGAAGCCGACGGGCCUUUAUCCACACGGUCAGUUCCUUCCAGAGAGGUCAUAGUUGCUAUCCACCUGCCUCGAAGAUCACUGGUGGUUUUGCAUGGGCCUGCUCGCCACAGGUGGAAACACGCCAUUUACCGCAACCACAUCACAAGCCGGCGCAUCUGCAUCACAUUCAGGGAAUUGUCUGCAGAGUUUAGCCUUGGAGGAAAGCAGGAGGAACUGGGUAAAAAACUCCUGGGGGUGGCUCUGACAUUCCAGGGAAGACCUGUAUAAGCUUUUUGGGGGGGAUCUGUGGCUUCUUUUGCUGCUUACAGGGAGAAAGAAACGCAAAAAGGGUUUUACAAAACAGAAAGAAGACUUCCAGCCACAUCUAAUUUCCCAGUAGAUGAGGGGCCUCCAUCCUGUAGUUUGGGUUUUGCUCCUCCCUGUCAUGUAAGGAAUACUUAGUAAGGUGAUGAGGAACUUGUAACACUUCAGAUGUUGUCGUAUUACAACUCACAUCAGCUCAAGGCCCCAUAGCCAGUGAUAAGGAAUGGUGGGAGUUGCAACCUCCCUCCCAAUCUGGAGGGUCUUAGUUUUCCCCAUCCGUGUUUUAAUAUAUAGCCAUGGAAGCCCAAGGCUCACAAUUUGAAAGCUUCUGCAAGAUGUUUACCACGUUUGAGUGUCUCAUGAGGCACCCAAGAGAGAUAAAAAACCUCCACAUAUAACAGCAGUCAGUGAAAACCAGUAAGAAAAUUGGGUAGACUAUUGCUUAACCUGCUUUUCUUUACCUCUGGAGCCAUUUUUUAAACAUUGAAAAUGGAAAACUCAAGGCAGAGAUCUGGAGCAGCCCUUGAAGGCACUGUAUUCUCUCUCCACAGUGAUACCUUUGACAGGGUUAUGGCAGGAAACGUCGAAACCAUAGUACAGUUAACAACAACAACAUGCUUGUAUGCAAAAUACCUGUGCCAUAAGGAGGAACAACCCUUUUAUUCUGGGCCUGACAGGCAUUGUUUAUCUCUGAAGGUGGGUUGUUUUAACUGCCGGAGACAAGUGGCUGUGAAGGCGGGUUCCAAGUGUGUUAUGUACUGAUAGAAGAUUGGGGAAGUGUGAUCAGUGGGUUGUUGAAAGUGGCGGUUAGGCCAGAUCGAUGGUGGGGCACUGGGCAUUUUGAGUCUGCCUGAGGGGAUGAGAAGGCAAGACCCAGAGCCCUUCAGGGCAGAAGAUCCAGGAGAAGGCUUAAGACGGGAUGGAGCAGCAGAGAAAGCUAAGGCUAAGCUGAGAAAAGGCUGUGGAAGAAAAGGGAAGGCAGUGUUCGGACAUUAAGGGUUUGAGACAUUGGCAAUGGCUUUAAGACGCUGGUGAUGGUUUCCUUCGCUGUACCCGAAGGAAGCCUUUGGGGAUGAACUCAAGAAGCUGUGAGGAUUCAGGACACGAUAAACCCAUGACUGUGAUUUCAUAAAACUGCAGAGUCGGAAGAGACCCCAAGGGCCAUCCAGUCCAACCCCAGCCAUGUGGGAACACCGAAUCGUAGCACAUUGAUUUGACUAAAAUGGAUAAAUUGAUUAUAAUGAUCAAUCGGGGAAUGGAGCUAGAGCUUCUUAACUGGUGAAGCUGGUUAAAACAAUGUUGAUAUCAAUACUUUAAGAGAUAACGGUGAAUACGCUAAAAGAUUUAUCUUAAAUUGCUUAAGAAUAAAGAAAUAUAGAUUUAAUUUACCUCGU